AUGCGCUUCACAUCACAUCUUCUGCUUACCGCCAGUGCUUCUUUAUCCGUAGCCCUUCCUUCGGGAUUGCCAUCGCAAGGAUUUGACUGGGAUUCUAUUCAGCUCGCCUUCGGUGACUCAUAUACAUACGUCCAGGGAACAGAAGGGCAUCAGAACUAUAGUUUCAUAGGGGAUCAACUGAAUCUCGAAUACGAUGCUCAGACUUUGCUGACCAACAGGAUUGUGCAGAAUCAGACCGCGACUGCAGAAGGCGGCCCGAACUGGGUUGAGUACCUAACAGGUUGUGGCUUAGAAGAAAGGCUAACUUCCCCGUUAAGCUGUACCAGACAGCUGUGGGAUUUUGCUUUCGCCGGGGCAGAUAUCUCCGUGGAACACACCCCUUUGCACCAUAACUUCACCGUUUCACUUGUCAACCAGGUCGCACAAUACAGAGCAUACGGUCACCCUGUUCUCAAGGACGUAGUGGAGCCUUCAAAGGCGCUGGUUGCCAUUUGGAUCGGCAUCAACGAUAUCAAUGACAGCGCUAAAUAUGCCGUCCAUUUCCCCACGUUCUACAAUGAGCUUAUGGAUACCCUUUUCGUUUCUGUCCGAGUUCUUUAUUCCUUAGGAUAUCGCUCGUACCUUUUUAUGAACCUUCCACCUUUAGACAGAACACCAAGCAACCAGAAGACGGCCAGUCCAAGUCCCAAUGCGACCCAGGUUGCGUGGUUCAACGAGGCACUAGCACAACAUGCAGGAAGCUUCGACAAACAGUACUCUGAUACCAAUGUGCAGCUUUUCGAUGCUCAUUCGAUUCUAAACGAUAUGAUGGACCAGCCAGCACGGCAUGGGAUUACGAACACGACUAGCUUCUGCCCUGGCUACGAUCAGCCAGAUAUAGGAUGGAACUAUCGAGCUUAUGGCUGCCCAACGCCCCUAGACACAUAUUUUUGGUUUAAUUCUGGGCACUUGACUAGCCAUGUGCACAAGUUACUCGCCAAAGCUCUGGAACACACAUUGAAAUAA
Aspergillus caelatus is the source of this 1005-nucleotide messenger RNA. Its product is annotated as SGNH/GDSL hydrolase family protein. Gene Ontology annotation, molecular function: hydrolase activity, acting on ester bonds. The transcript has 4 exons. NCBI's taxonomy places the organism in Eukaryota, Fungi, Ascomycota, Eurotiomycetes, Eurotiales, Aspergillaceae. Bases 1 to 1005 code for a protein of 334 amino acids. The record is from RefSeq and is a predicted model, not a curated record.